Messenger RNA from Solanum pennellii, 931 nucleotides. RefSeq names its product pathogenesis-related protein PR-1-like. The record is from RefSeq and is a predicted model, not a curated record. Bases 134 to 679 code for a protein of 181 amino acids. The transcript has a single exon. Gene Ontology annotation, cellular component: extracellular region. Lineage: Eukaryota; Viridiplantae; Streptophyta; Magnoliopsida; Solanales; Solanaceae.
GUAAUCAUUAUCGAACAUGGGUGCCACCAAAUAAGUUUGACACUUUAAUCCACCAACUCUAUUUUUCAUUCAUAUAAAUACUAUACUAUAUACCCCUCCAAAAGUACUUAAACCAAAAAACAAACAAAAAAAAAUGAAUUCUUACUAUUUUUUUGCCCCUCUUUUGUUACUAUCAAUUUUUUCAACAACCAUCAAUGCCUUCACUCAACAACAAAGUAACUAUGCAAUGCAAGCAUAUAGAAACUAUUACAACAACAACAAUAAUUUGAUUCAACAAUUUUUGGCUCCUCAAAAUGCAGCUCGUUCAAUGCUUAGGCUAAAACCAUUAGUAUGGGACAAAAAAUUGGAGAAUUAUGCAAAAUGGUAUGCAAAUCAAAGAAGGUAUGAUUGUGAAUUGCAACAUUCUAAUGGACCUUACGGCGAAAAUAUUUUUUGGGGGGGAGGGGAUGGUUGGUCGCCAAUCCAGGCUGUAGCAGCGUGGGUUGGCGAACGACGAUCGUACAACUAUGGUUACAAUAGUUGUAGUGGGGAACAAGAAUGUGGACACUAUACACAAAUAGUGUGGAGAGAGACUAGAAGAAUUGGUUGUGCAAAAGUUACUUGUUAUAAUGGAUUGGGUGUUUUUAUGACUUGCAAUUAUGAUCCACCAGGUAAUUACAUUGGUGAAAGACCUUACUAAUUUUUAACUUUUUUUUUUUGGGAAAGAAAAUAAAUGCAUUCAGUUGGUUUUUGUAUUAUUAUUAUUAUUAUUUUUGUUUUCUUGAAUUAUUUUUUUUUGUUUUUGUUUUGUGAGAUUGAGAAAAGAAUAUUUUUCUCAUUGUUACUUGAUUAAUUUGUAUCAAUAAUGACAAGUGUAAUAUCAUGAUUUGAAAGUUAACUAUAUGGUUUAUGAGUUUAUGUGAAUGUUGAAGGGUUUUUAGGUUUGUUUGUA